CGAAUGAGCGAACGAAAACGUGCAAAGAAUAGCAGACAUUUUGAUUUAAUUUUUUUUGUUUUUCGUAUCGGUAUUUAGUUGCAAAUUUCAUAUGUAAUUUUUCGCGUUUUGAAAUUACUUAUAUUUUGUUUUUAAAUUAAGUGCGCACAAUUUAAUGUUGGUGAUUUCGACAAUUUCGAAAAAAUACCUGGACGCAGCCUUUUAGCAAAAUAAAGAAGCCGUAAGUGAAUGUAUAAGUUGUAUGCAAUAAAAGUUGGUGCGAAAAUAUUAUAAGAAACUCAAUUAAACAUGUCUUGGGUGCCAUCAACUGACUUUGAAGAGGAAAUUGUUGAUUCACAACCGGGACAUAAUUUUAUUUUUGGUCAACUGUGUGAACCAACACAACAAACUUUUUAUCCACGUCCCAAAGAACAUUUGGAGUUUGUAGCACAACAGAAAUUUGCGAAAAAUAAACGUGAAAACACUUUAACAAACUCUCAAAAUCAUAAAUUGAAUCUUAUUGCAAGAGUGCAGCGUAUUGCUGGUACUAAACCGUUGGGUGAACAACCGACCAUCAAUGAUUGGGAUGACAAUGACAAUGUAGAACGCGAAGCGAUCGCUUUGAUGAGACAUGUUGGUCUCGGGCCUAGUUUGGAGCAACCAUUAGACGAAGUCCGCACCAUAGCCACACAUCCCAUAACGGAGGAGAUCAAAAUAAAUAGAAAUGGUCGCAAACAUAUGCCAGUAUUUUUUGAUGAGAAAUUUUUUGAAUUAAAACCGCGUGUUUCCCCAUCGUCGUCAUCUUCUGGCAACAAUAGUCCUGUAAUUGAAGAUGCUGCGACUAACCUUAAUGAUUCCUGCGCGUCACAGAAGAGCAGCAGCAACGCCACAUCAAGUGAAUUAGCGCAUGAACGAUCUUCUGAUACCCUUAAUAGUGGAUUUGAGAGUGCAAUUGAUAUUGUAGGUGAUGAGGAGAGUUUUGAGACUGCACGAGGAAGUGAUAAGGAAUACAGACCGCAAAAUUGGAGAGGAGAUGAAGUAGAAAAAACUACACAAAAUUGGCGCAGCAAUGACACAUUUAUUAAGAGUCAAUCAUGGAGGAGUACGAAAACAACAUACGCAAAUAGAAAUGGAAUUAAUAGAGAAAGCCAAAAUAAUGUAUGUAAUUGGCGUUCUUCAGCCGAUAAACCAAGUAGUAAAGAGAAGAGAAUUCAAAAGAAGCCACCUUUAUUAUGUUCACCCAAAGAAUUGUAUGAAAAGAAACGUCAAAUGAUUUAAAAACCGCAGAAAACACAAAACUCAGCAUAAAUAUAAUUUUAUAAGUGGUUAAAAAUUAAAAACAAAUUCUAGCAAAAUUUGAUUGAUUACUUGUACAAAUAUUCAUUUUUAAUUGGCAAUUGUGAAAAAUACAUUGUUUUAACUGUAGAUUUUAAAUAAAUUAACAGUACUUGAAAUUUUUAUGGUAAAAAUUACAUGAAGAAAUAUCUUGGAGUGAACGUCUAUAAUAUUAUAACUGCCAAAAGUUAUAGGCGUCAUUUAUAAGAAACUUAUAACGGGUUUAAACAGUGUUAGAUCGUGAUAUAAACAUAACAGAACUAACUUCUUGAAAAGGGUACAAAAAAAUGUAAAAUUUAACUUUAUAUGAAGUGAAGAUACUACAUAUUUGAUUGAAGAGUUAACAUUCAAAAGCAUGUGUUCCAUUAUAUUUAACCAUCAUCAAGGAAUUUAUUGAUUUAUGAUGAAAAGAUUUAUGAUGAUGUCUAAAACUGUUAAUUUUGAAGAUAUUUUAAAUUUGCCAAUAAUAAGUAAUUUGGGAGGUUCGGUUAAUAUAUCAGGAACUGUAUACCGGUAUCCAUACAUAUUAGAGGCAUAACUCUUUUUUUGACUCUCUUAUGCCCGGUUUCACAGUCCAUACUUAAGUUGUGCCCAAAUAAAACCUUAGCUAAGCAUUGUUGCAGACUGAGGAAUCGUUUGCGUUUCACAGUCAAUGCUUAAUCUCUAUAAAAUUUUAAUAUGAUAUAUGGCAACGUUAUGGGCAACAUAUGUUUUACGAAUAUCAUCCAUAAAAAUAUGUUUGAAAUUUAAAUUAUAACAGCCAAUAGAUUAAUUUGCGAGGAAAGUUAUAUGGAAAAUAGAUGAAAACACCGAAUUUCACUGUUAAAUAUACCAAUUACUCUAAAAUAGAGUAUAUAUUUCAAACGUAUACACACGUACAUUGCGAAUAAUAUAUUUUUAUAUAAUAAUAAAAAAAAUAUAAUUUUUAUUAAUAAUAAGGAACCGCUAAAAGACCUGUCUAUAUGUAUAGUUUGAUAAAUAUAAAUGUAUAUGCCAGUAAUAUACAUAUACAAGUAUAACACAAAUGACAAAUAUUUGUCCAAGUGAGAUCCAUCGAUUCAAACCUAGGACCUAAUAUACAUACAUAAGUUGUCCUCGGAAAACGACAUUACUAUUGCAAUACGUACAUAAUAUUCUUUAGUCAAAUGUAGUAUCUUUAAUACUGAUUGAGACAAACCAUAUUUUACCCAUGCAUUUUAUCUGUACAUCUUGAACAUAGUUAUUUGAAGGCUAUUGUUUUUUAGCAAAGUAUCUAGACCCUGCAUGAGGCAGAGCGCAAGUUAAUUGUCAUUGAAGUCA
Bactrocera tryoni is the source of this 2613-nucleotide messenger RNA. RefSeq lists its product as uncharacterized. The transcript has 2 exons. The record is from RefSeq and is a predicted model, not a curated record. Lineage: Eukaryota; Metazoa; Arthropoda; Insecta; Diptera; Tephritidae. The coding region runs from base 289 to 1257 and encodes 322 amino acids.